This is a messenger RNA of Scomber scombrus (Atlantic mackerel), 3696 nucleotides long. RefSeq names its product serine/threonine-protein kinase D3-like. The coding region runs from base 118 to 2538 and encodes 806 amino acids. The record is from RefSeq and is a predicted model, not a curated record. Gene Ontology annotation, molecular function: ATP binding; protein serine/threonine kinase activity. NCBI's taxonomy places the organism in Eukaryota, Metazoa, Chordata, Actinopteri, Scombriformes, Scombridae. Gene Ontology annotation, biological process: protein phosphorylation. The transcript is spliced from 19 exons.
CGGAGGUGGAAGAUCGGAGAGCUUGAAUGAGCCGGCGUUAGAAAGUAAGCAAAAAAAACUUGCCCACCCCUCCCUCUUCCCUCCCCCCAAAGUCUUCCCCCCACAGGAUCUUUCUCCAUGUUCGCAUUGACUCCCUCCAGUCCCACCAGUCUGAAGGCGCCGGCGCUGGUCAAGUUCCAGCUGGGCCUGUUCAGGGAGGUGGUCCGAGUCCCCGCCGGCAACCUCAGCUAUCGCCAUGCCAAGAGGCUGGCCUCGGAGAUCAUAGAGCGCAAGGCUCCAGACUGCAGCUUGGUGGGUGUCGGAGAGAAGAUUCUGCUGUUCAGACAUCAGCCCGCUUUAGAGCAGGGGCUGCAACGGCUGACGGACCAAGACGAGCUGCAGGAUGGAGACCUGAUCGAAGUUGUCAUCGCAGGAUCGGCCUCGGUGACUGAGAUGAGGAUCCGGCCACACUCCCUGCUGGUUCACUCGUACCGGAGUCCCACCUUCUGUCACCACUGUGGAGAGAUGCUGUGGGGCCUCGUCCGCCAGGGAUUAAAAUGUGACGGUUGUGGGUUAGACUUCCAUAAACGCUGCGCUUACCUGUUGCCCAACGACUGCAGUCGAGCGCGGCGUCAGGUCAGCACCAGCCUCUCCUUGUUCCCUCCACGACGACCCCGCACACACUCCUUGUCCAAUCAGGCGGGAGGCAGUCUGGAAGAGAUCAGCAUGUCCAAACCUUCGUCCAGACCUCCGUCCUGGGCCGAGGAUCCGGUCUGGGUGGGAGUUGGUAACGGCGACUCGGUGGCUCAGGUCCCGCACACCUUUCACAUCCACAGCUACACCAAACCCACCGUGUGCCAGUACUGCCACCGGCUGCUCAGAGGUCUCUUCAGACAGGGGCUGCAGUGCUCAGACUGCAGGUUUAACUGCCAUCGGCGCUGCGAGCCGCUCGUCUCCAGAGACUGUCCGGGAGAGCGGAGAGGAGGCUUCAACGGGGAAGCAGCCAGUUACAGCAGGUUGAUAGACCCGGAGGACGAUGAGUCAGAGAUCAGCAGUAUGACAACACUAGAAAUCUCUGAUGAUGAGAUGUCUAUUGACGUCGAAUCAAUGACCGAGGCCAAAGAAGUGGAGGAGCAGGUGCCCCGAGAGCCAAUGAGUCCGUGUUUCAGCAGCAACAUCCCUCUGAUGAGGCUCGUCCAGUCGGUGCAUCACACUAAGAGGAGAGCCGGUGGAGUCCUGAGAGGGGGCUGGCUGCUGCACCACACCAACACUGACACAAUGAGAAAACGGCAUUACUGGAUCCUGGACUGGAAGAGCAUCACUCUGUACCAGAAUGAGAGCAGCACCAAGUUCUACAAGGAGAUGCCUCUGUCUGAGGUGCUGCAGGUCCGAGGCCCCGCACAGCUCUCCGUGCCCUUGUUGCCGGGCAACUGCUCCCACUCCUUUGAGGUGGUGACGGCCUCGCUGGUGUACUGCGUGACGGCCGGCGAGAACGGGCCGGCAUGGGAGAUCGCCAUCCGCCAGGCUCUGAUGCCUGUACACAGCGACAGAGGACACGGAGAGGAGAGCAGAGGUAGAGACUCUCGCAGAGACAGCGCGGACAUCAGCUCGGUGUAUCAGAUCUUCACAGAUGAGGUGCUGGGCUCAGGACAGUUUGGAGUGGUGUACAAAGGUACUCACAGGAAGUCGGGUCGACCGGUCGCCAUCAAAGUCAUCGACAAGACGCGUUUCCCCACCAAACAAGAGACACAGCUGAGGAAUGAAGUCGCCAUCUUACAGAGUCUGUCCCACCUCGGCGUGGUCUUGUUGGAGGGGAUGUUUGAGACCGUCGUGCACGUCUUUGUCGUCAUGGAGAAGCUCCACGGAGACAUGCUGGAGAUGAUCCUGUCCAAUGAGAGGGGACGGCUACCUGAACGCAUCACUCGCUUCCUGGUCAUGCAGAUCCUCGAGGCUCUGCGGUAUCUGCACUUAAAACACAUAGCUCAUUGUGACCUGAAACCUGAGAACGUGCUGCUGGCGACUCCGGACCCCUUCCCUCAGGUGAAGCUGUGCGACUUCGGCUUCGCCCGCAUCAUCGGCGAGAAGUCGUUCCGUCGCUCGGUCGUGGGAACGCCCGCUUACCUGGCGCCCGAGGUGAUCAGCAGCUGCGGCUACAACCGCUCGUUAGACAUGUGGUCGGUGGGGGUCAUCAUGUACGUCAGCCUGAGCGGCACGUUCCCCUUCAACGAGGACGAGGACAUCAAGCAGCAGAUCACCAACGCUGCAUUCAUGUACCCGAAACAUCUGUGGGCCUCCACCUCACUGGAGGCGGUGAGUCUCAUCAACAACCUCCUGCAGGUGUCGGUCAGACGGAGGUUCAGCGUGGGCAGAGCGCUCGGACACACGUGGCUGCAGGACUUCCAGCUGUGGUGCGACCUCCGAGAGUUCGAGCAGAGGAUGGGCUGCAGGUAUCUGACGCACCGAAGUGACGAGGAGCGCUGGAGGCAGUACGCUGUGGAGAGAGAUCUGGACUUCCCCUCCCACCUCUGCUGGAGCCCCGACAGCAAACCUGACAUGUGACGUCAGCACGGAGGUUAAAGGUCGGACACAUGAACACCGCUCAAAAACCUCAGCAGUGAUCCAAACUUUGUAUAGAAAUCUUUGCAUUUAACAUGUAGCUAAAAACUUUUUUACUAAAAGAGGGAAAAAAGGUAAUAAAAGACACAAACUGCCAUGUAGUAAUAUAAUUUUCUUUUUUAUUCCAAGUAGUGGUUUUUAUAAUUGAACUGUGAGCUUUUGUGGCAUUGCUGAUGAUGGACAGAAUGAGUUGAGAAUGAGAAUGGAGCACAGGUGAAAUUAAAAAUGAUCAUCGUCAUGCACAGGACUGGCUGACCCGUCUUUUUUUAUUUUUCCCCAAAAAUGGGACCAUAACCCUAUUUUAAGCCUCCUCGCUGACAUAGGCCUGCCGUGGUCCCACGUACAGUAUCGGUUCUUCUUACUUUCCUGAUGCCCUGUCGUCUCUCUCACACUGCUCGACACCUCUCUCUGUCUGCGUCCCUCCUCCUCCGUCACGUGUUCAGAUUCACAAAAACAGUGAAAUGUGAAAGAAAGAAGAAAAAGAGGAGUGUGGACAGAGAGGAGAGAGGUGUGUGGGAUCCUUCUUUCUGUUGCUUUUCUGUCUUCAUUCCCCGAGUCCCCCCAUCCAGCCAAGAACCUAUUUUUCUCUUGCUUUGAGUCGCUCUCGUUCACCCUGAAUUUAACCCUGAGCUUCUCAAGUCUUUAAAUCUCCAGUUUGUCCGCUAACAAUCAGUUUUCACAGUGACGUGGUUUUUUAUUUCUUUUAUUUUUUAUACAGUGAGUUAUUUAAUUAAUUUAUUGUUCUUUUCUUAAACUGGCUUCGUAGCACCUGACUCGUCUGCUGAGUGAAAACGUUAACGGGCUCCUAAUGACGCCGUUUAAACGUUUUUUUAUAUAUUUAUUUAUUCUUUAAGGAAGAGUCGGGAGAGACUCACAAUGACAGCGCGUUUCUACACUUCAACAACAGCAUGCAUCUGCACAAAUACACAACCAACCAAGCCAACUGACCGACCAGCUUUUUUCUUUGUAUCACAUUUUUCUUCUUUAAUCACCCUUCUACAAAAAAUAUGACAUCUGAGAGAGAGAGAGAGAGAGAGAGAGAGAGAGAGAGAGAGAGAGAGAGAGAGAGAGAGAGAGAGAGAGAGAGAGAGAGAGAGAGAA